UGUAACUGCAGAGCCAGCCAAUUCCGCUAGAGGGGGCGAACAAGACGUGAUGUCCAAUACAAAAUGGUUGGUUGACAGGUUGAACACGUAACCAGCACUUCUCGUUGGUCGAAAACCUUCACGUUGUGCCAGACUGUAGCUCUUUAUGAGAAAUUCUGACAACCCACUGAGAUUAUAGAUAACCAUGGAAGACGGAGAGGACGUCGCACUUGACUUUGGCAGCGAAGAUGAAGCCGUGAGGCGGAAAAGAGUUCGGCAUCCAGUGGCGUGUUUUUUCCACCUGUUUUUCCGAGUGCUGGCCAUAGUCACCUACCUGUUCUGUGGACUCUUCAGUAACAGUUUCGUCACCAGUUUUGUCAUCAUCGUCAUGAUGCUGUCUCUGGACUUCUGGACCGUCAAAAAUAUUACAGGUAGAUUACUGGUAGGCCUGCGGUGGUGGAACCAUGUCGAUGAGGACGGAAAGAGUCACUGGAUAUUUGAAGCCAGGAAAAAACCAGGCACCCUGCCCCCCACAGCUGCAGAGUCUCGAGUGUUCUGGCUGGGGCUCAUCAUCUGUCCCAUCAUAUGGAGCCUCUUCUUCUUCGGAACUCUGUUUGCUCUCAAGCUCAACUGGCUGGCUGUGGUGGUAGUUGGACUCUCCCUGAGUGCUGCAAACCUGUACGGCUACAUCAGGUGUAAAGUGGGUGGCAAGAAGAAACUGUCGUCAAUAGCAACCAACUUCCUGGGUCAGCAAAUUCUACAGAGGGCGACAGCUACAACACCUACUGAUGCUUAGCGGAAUUAAAGACGACAAAGAGAUUAUACAUCAACAGCCAAAUUUGGUUUAUAUAUGACAAUGGGGGAAGAGGUGGCAGUAGGUACAUGUACCAAAGACCUGUACAUGAGGGUCAGGUACAUAUUGUAGUGCAAAAUAUCUGUGCAAAGUGAUUUUUUUACUUGAUUAUAAUUAUUCAACUAGAUGCUGACUAGGGAAGAUACAACUUGUUGCAAGGGCUAGUACAGACAUUCCUGCACAUGGGAUCCAUGAAAGCAGGUAGAAAACUGUCUUUGUGGGAUGUGUCUUUAGCCUGUAUUCAACCAACCAGAAGAGUUUGAUACCUUCAAUUACUAUCAUGCUACACAACCUGGAUAGUUUGUCCAGGAAAACUUUGUGUUGUAGAUGGACUUUGUUUAUAGAAUUUGCAUGCUUUUGUAUCGUGACGUUAAGUUUCUAGAAAUUCGUAUUUAUUUAAAGCUUUAAGCCCUUCCAAAUGAACAAGGUUGUAUUGUACUUGCAACAUUUAAUUCCAGUGUAUGGGAUGUAUAUAUUUAUGUUACCAUGAUGUAAUAAUCUUAAGACAAUGGUUGAUUUAAGGUUUGAGAUCUGAAAGGUCGUUCUGAUGUACAUGAAUUCCUGGUCUGCCUUUCCUCUGUGUACAGAGAGAUUAAAUGUAAAAUUAAAAUUUCCCAGUUGGAAAGUAUUAGAGAGCUAUAAUUUGUGUAUAAGGGUAAUUGAUAUUUAUAAUGCAAUAAGAAUCAUACACUCCAGACUGUAUUGAAUAAAGUUAUGGUGUGAAGUAUGUUGA
Molecule: messenger RNA, 1565 nt
Organism: Branchiostoma belcheri (Belcher's lancelet)
Lineage: Eukaryota; Metazoa; Chordata; Leptocardii; Amphioxiformes; Branchiostomatidae
Product: Golgi apparatus membrane protein TVP23 homolog A-like
Exons: 6
Coding region: 185-775 (196 amino acids)
Biological process (GO): vesicle-mediated transport; protein secretion
Cellular component (GO): Golgi membrane
Source: RefSeq, a predicted model, not a curated record